This is a messenger RNA of Aspergillus tubingensis, 1680 nucleotides long. RefSeq lists its product as uncharacterized. Lineage: Eukaryota; Fungi; Ascomycota; Eurotiomycetes; Eurotiales; Aspergillaceae. Bases 1 to 1680 code for a protein of 559 amino acids. The record is from RefSeq and is a predicted model, not a curated record. The transcript has 7 exons.
AUGGCCUUCGCGUUAGCCGGUGACGUACUCUAUAUGAUCUUGGAUAUCCUGGGCGAUGAGAAGGAUUACAACAGCCUUUUUCAAUGCGCAAUUUCUUCAAAAUGCUUUACUGAGCAUUCCUUGGCGGUAUUAUACAAGUUAUGUGAUACUUCGCCAGUGAGGGGCGGAGGUACAGAAGACGAGCAGUUCAGGUCUCGGAGAGUAGCCACCGUUUGGUCUUCCAAAGGCGAACAGGAUCCAGUCAUACGAAAAUGGGCCCUAUUAUGGCGUUCUGUUAUCCUGUCUACUUUGGACCAAACCUACCUCCCGUACUAUAGCUAUAUCCGCUAUCUUGAUUUGGAUGACUUCGGGGACCUCCUUAAGGAACCGCGAUUUACGAAGACGAUGAAAGAUGAUUUCUUUACCCCGGAGCUGUUGGAAAUGGUGUCCCACGACUACGAAGUCAAGGGAUCCAAACGACUCCGUUCGUCAAAAGCCUAUCCUGACAAUGAUUGGGUCAUGGUGAAGAUUGGCACAGCAAUUAUCCAGAAGACUAGGUCAAUACGAGGAAUGUCUUGUAACGUACCACCGGAAACCCUCUCUGCAUGGAUCGAAGGGUUACCCUUGCUGAAGUCCCUGACAAUAUGGUCCGGGGAUGCACUAAGCCAACAUGCUGGCGAUAAGAUCCGCCACCACUCUCCUGAUUUUAAACAGCUUACAUUAUAUGGGUGGAAGAAUGAUCCACCAAGAAACGCGGAGGCUGACUCUGAACAAUUUUUGACCGAAUUGCGCCCCAAUACGCUAGAGUACUUCGAAGUACUCAGCUACUCUCAGCUGGGGCCUCGUUCUAUCAAAUCACUAGGGCUGCAUUUGGAAUCUCUAGCUGAGCUGAAGCUUACGAGUCUUACCAUCGAGACAAUCGCAGAACUGCCCUCACUAACGGCAGCGCCAGCCUUGAAAGUACUGGUACUGACUGACUCGAUACCGGCUACGCGAGACGAAAACUUUUACACAAUUGUCACUCGAGUUGCUGAAUGGAUAUGCAGUUGCAAGGCCUUGCAACGCUUGGAACUCAGACGAUUUGUCGACGACUCUUACCUGUUAUCGCAGGUCCUACCCCAUGAAGGGCUCCGUCUAACAACGCUAUCUUUAUCCGGGUACGCAAUGGCGGACAGCCGUCUUUUCCACGAGGCUCUGGCUAGCCAGCGAACUUUGGAAAAUCUUUACCUUCGCGGCGAAGGGAGCGAGUUUCCACCGGGCAACGAAAUACUUGCAGAUGUGAUUAGCCAGCUCAGCAAUCUCCGAGAGCUGGAACUCAAGGAUAUUUCUGACGGCUUUACUACAGACCAUGUGGCUUACAUGGCACAUAUGCUCCCUCAUCUCGAGAGACUUUGGAUAAGCGGCGAAUUCUUCGAUGAUACAACGCUGUCUGCGUUCCUGGAUCUACCAAGCCUCCAAAGUCUUUCCAUCCACGCCUUCAGCAACUUCACCGCCGACGGCAUACUCUCUUUCAUUUCACAAUUGGGGCCAAAGAACAGAGGCUUCAACCUGGCUAUCCUAAAUGCAGUCGAUAGCACUCUUACCGAAGAAGCGCAAAAUGUAAUCCGCGAGACUCUGAAAGUGAGUCUAGAUGGGACAUUCGACUAUGGUUUGGCUCAGGAGGAGGAUAGCGAUCUAGAUUCAGAUCAGAUGUCGGACUGA